AUGCAACUUCAAGAGCAAUAUCAAGAAGAUUCAAAUUCAAUUACACAUAGUCCAUAUUAUGGUUGUACAAUACAAGCUAUUUCAAAAGCACAUAUUUCUUAUGAAGGAGUUCUUGAUGGUAUAAGUAUAAAUAAAGAUCGAAUAUUUUUAAAAAAUGUACGUGUCAAAGGAAAUAUAAUUAAUUCUUCUAAUCGAGAUAAGUCAAUUGAAGGAUUUGAUACAUUAAAUACUGUUAUGAUUGAUCAUUUGACUAAUGAUAUGCAUAUAUAUGAUGAAGUAUGUUUAAAUGUUCGUGAUAUACAAGAAUUAAAACUUAUUCGAUUACCAUCAACAUUUCAUGAAUCUCAAGCUAAAUUACGUGCUAUUGAUCCAUGUCUUGUUGAUAUAUGUCUUUCAUCAUCUGAUAAACAUGAUGGAAGGUCAAAUGAAUCAAUGAAAAGAUAUCAUCAAUCAACACCAAUAGCUCGUUAUUUAGGUGGUAAAUCAAUUGGAAGUAAUGGUAGUAGUGCAGUGAUUUCAUCAAGUUCAAAUGAAUCAUCAUUAUCAUUCGAUUAUUUACCUACUAAUAAAACUCUUGAUGAUUCAUUUAAUGAACAAAUAAAAAAACUCAAUGAACUUUCAACAACAACAACACAUGUUACACCAAAACCAGUUACAUUACUUACGAAAAAAGUUUUACCAAAAAAAAUUGAACGAAAUAAUCUUCGUUCAGUAUUAACACAAAAUCAUGAAAAUAAAUUUUCAUCAACAACAGAAAUUAAUAAUACAAAUAUAAUAAAAAAAUCAACUAUAGAUAAUCAUCGUAAAAUAUCACCUAUACGUGUAACAAUUACAAGUAAAUUAAAUCCAAAUGCAACUCCAUUUUAUGCUCAACAAUAUUCAACACCUACUACUCAAAAUUCAUCAUCUACAUUCUAUGAACAAAAUCAAAUUCAAUCAAAUGUUCGACCUAUUAUUUUACCUAAUCGUUCACAAUCAAUACCACAUGAAAUCAAUAUAAUCAAUCGUCCUAUUCAUCAACAACAACAAAAUCAACGUCGUUCUUAUCAACGAUUUAUUCCACCACGACAAAUGGCAAUAAAAAAACAAUUCAAUAUUCAACCAACAACUAAUUCAAAUACUUAUUUAUCAUCAUAUUUAGAUAGACGAUCUCAUCUUAAACAACAAUCUAAACAUAAAAAAUCAAAUCAUGAACAAAUAUCAGGAUCAAUUCAUCAAAUAUCAUCAACAGCAAUGGAUCAGAUAUUAUCAACACCACCUAUACGAGAACGUUUAUCAGUACCAAUUAAUAAGCGACCACGUCAAUCACCUGUUAUUCUACGUUCGACUGGUAGUCUACCUUAUCAAAAUAGAAAUUCAGGAGACCGUAACCAAUUACACAUACCAUUAUCAUUUGGAGAACCGAUAGGCUCUCAUCGUAGUCAACGUACUACUUCUGGUACAAGUAGUGGUAGUAGUUUAAGUACUGAUAUAGGUCCUCAUUCAAUAGUUCAAUUAGAUUCAACAUCAAGUGCUUUAACAUCUAAUGAAGGUCAAUAUGAUUUUGAAAAAGCUAAUGAAGAAUUUCGUCGUUAUUUAGCAUUGGAAGAAUUAGUUAGUCGACGUUUAUCAUCAACUUGUUCAAUAGGAUCUCAUCCAGAUGAUGAUUUAAAUCAACAACAACAACAACAACAAGAAUCUCAAACACAUUCAUAUAAAAAAGAAAUGUCUUUUUUUGAUCGUAUAUCAUGUACAGCUACAACAGGUACAGCUGUAGCUUAUGCUGAAAUGGAUGAAGUUGAAAAAAAUCUUGAAACAUUUGGUGAUGAUGCUCUUCUUAUCAGUUCGGAUUCAAAUAAUAAUGAAUGGCUUAUCUAA
Rotaria sordida is the source of this 1857-nucleotide messenger RNA. The record is from the annotation of a GenBank genome assembly. NCBI's taxonomy places the organism in Eukaryota, Metazoa, Rotifera, Eurotatoria, Philodinida, Philodinidae.